Messenger RNA from Closterium sp. NIES-65, 2580 nucleotides. The record is from the annotation of a GenBank genome assembly. Lineage: Eukaryota; Viridiplantae; Streptophyta; Zygnematophyceae; Desmidiales; Closteriaceae.
AUGGACGUGGACGUGGACGUGGACAUGGACGUGGACGUGGACGUGGACGUGGACGUGGACGUGGACGUGGACGUGGACAUGGACGUGGACGUGGACGUGGACAUGGACGUGGACGUGGACGUGGACGUGGACAUGGACGUGGACGUGGACGUGGACAUGGACGUGGACGUGGACGUGGACGUGGACGUGGACGUGGACGUGGACGUGGACGUGGACGUGGACGUGGACGUGGACGUGGACGUGGACGUGGACGUGGACAUGGACGUGGACGUGGACGUGGACAUGGACAUGGACGUGGACGUGGACGUGGACGUGGACGUGGACGUGGACGUGGACGUGGACGUGGACGUGGACAUGGACGUGGACGUGGACGUGGACGUUGACGUGGACGUGGACGUGGACAUGGACGUGGACGUGGACGUGGACGUGGACGUGGACGUGGACGUGGACGUGGACGUGGACGUGGACGUGGACGUGGACGUGGACAUGGACGUGGACGUGGACGUGGACAUGGACGUGGACGUGGACGUGGACAUGGACGUGGACGUGGACGUGGACGUGGACGUGGACGUGGACAUGGACGUGGACGUGGACGUGGACGUGACGUGGACGUGGACGUGGACGUGGACAUGGACGUGGACGUGGACGUGGACAUGGACGUGGACGUGGACGUGGACGUGGACGUGGACGUGGACGUGGACAUGGACGUGGACGUGGACGUGGACGUGGACAUGGACGUGGACGUGGACGUGGACGUGGACGUGGACGUGGACAUGGACGUUGGGACGUGGACGUGGACAUGGACAUGGACGUGGACGUGGACGUGGACGUGGACGUGGACGUGGACGUGGACGUGGACGUGGACGUGGACGUGGACAUGGACGUGGACGUGGACAUGGACGUGGACAUGGACGUGGACGUGGACGUGGACGUGGACGUGGACGUGGACGUGGACGUGGACAUGGACGUGGACGUGGACGUGGACGUGGACGUGGACAUGGACGUGGACGUGGACGUGGACAUGGACGUGGACGUGGACGUGGACGUGGACAUGGACGUGGACGUGGACGUGGACGUGGACGUGGACGUGGACGUGGACGUGGACGUGGACAUGGACGUGGACGUGGACGUGGACGUGGACGUGGACGUGGACGUGGACGUGGACGUGGACAUGGACGUGGACGUGGACGUGGACGUGGACGUGGACGUGGACGUGGACGUGGACGUGGACGUGGACGUGGACAUGGACGUGGACGUGGACGUGGACGUGGACAUGGACGUGGACGUGGACGUGGACGUGGACGUGGACAUGGACGUGGACGUGGACGUGGACGUGGACGUGGACGUGGACGUGGACAUGGACGUGGACGUGGACGUGGACGUGGACGUGGACAUGGACGUGGACGUGGACGUGGACGUGGACUGGACGUGGACGUGGACGUGGACAUGGACGUGGACGUGGACGUGGACGUGGACGUGGACAUGGACGUGGACGUGGACGUGGACGUGGACGUGGACAUGGACGUGGACGUGGACGUGGACGUGGACAUGGACGUGGACGUGGACGUGGACGUGGACGUGGACGUGGACGUGGACAUGGACGUGGACGUGGACGUGGACGUGGACAUGUCGUGGACGUGGACGUGGACAUGGACAUGGACGUGGACGUGGACGUGGACAUGGACGUGGACGUGGACGUGGACAUGGACGUGGACGUGGACGUGGACGUGGACACGUGGACGUGGACGUGGACGUGGACGUGGACGUGGACGUGGACGUGGACGUGGACGUGGACGUGGACAUGGACAUGGACGUGACGUGGACGUGGACGUGGACUGGACGUGGACGUGGACGUGGACGUGGACGUGGACGUGGACGUGGACGUGGACAUGGACGUGGACGUGGACGUGGACAUGGACGUGGACGUGGACGUGGACGUGGACAUGGACGUGGACGUGGACGUGGACGUGGAUGGACGUGGACGUGGACAUGGACGUGGACGUGAACGUGGACAUGGACGUGGACGUGGACGUGGAAUGGUCGGGACGUGGACGUGGACGUGGACGUGGACGUGGACUGGACGUGGACAUGGACGUGGACGUGGACGUGGACGUGGACGUGGACGUGGACGUGGACGUGGACGUGGACGUGGACGUGGACGUGGACGUGGACGUGGACGUGGACGUGGACGUGGACAUGGACGUGGACAUGGACGUGGACGUGGACGUGGACGUGGACGUGGACAUGGACGUGGACGUGGACGUGGACGUGGACAUGGACAUGGACGUGGACGUGGACGUGGACCUGAACGUGGGUGACAUGGACGUGGACGUGGACGUGGACGUGGACGUGGACGUGGACGUGGACAUGGACGUGGACGUGGACGUGGACGUGGACGUGGACGUGGACGUGGACGUGGACGUGGACGUGGACGUGGACGUGGACGUGGACAUGGACGUGGACGUGGACGUGGACAUGGACGUGGACGUGGACGUGGACAUGGACGUGGACGUGGACUGGACGUGGACGUGGACAUGGACGUGGACGUGGACAUGGACGUGGACGUGGACGUGGACGUGA